Molecule: messenger RNA, 1644 nt
Organism: Diplodia corticola
Lineage: Eukaryota; Fungi; Ascomycota; Dothideomycetes; Botryosphaeriales; Botryosphaeriaceae
Product: carboxylesterase
Exons: 1
Coding region: 1-1644 (547 amino acids)
Source: RefSeq, a predicted model, not a curated record
AUGAAGGUGUCACGGGCUUCACGUUUCCUUCCCAUCCUGGCUUUGGGCUAUGCUCCCAGCCAAUCUUCGGCCACUCUUUACGAUGUCCCGAUCGAGACGGAAUACGGAACCGUGCAGGGGUUCAAGUACUUCAACAGCACCACGACGCAGAAGUACUUUGGACUCCCCGACAGUGACAUUGCCGCAUUUCUCGGCGUGCCAUAUGCGGCGGAUACAGCGUACGAGAAUCGCUGGAAGCCGGCGCAGCCCCGCGAACGAUGGAAUGGAACUCUGAAGGCGACCAAGUUCGGGCCGGCGUGCCCCAUUGCCCACCAGGCUGUCGACUACACGCUCAGCGAGGACUGCCUCUCGGUCAACAUCUGGACCCCAGCCACUUCGCCCAACGCCUCACUUCCGGUCUUGGUCUGGAACUACGGAAGCGGGGAGACAAGCGCAGAGCCUCUCUACGACGGAGGAGGGCUGGCUACCAAGGAUGUCAUCGUCGUGAGCUACAACUACCGCGAUGCCGCCUUCGGGUUCCUCGCACAUCCUACUCUCAACGAAGAGUCUGGCCAAAACUCAUCUGGGAAUUACGGGAUCCUCGACUUCAUCACUGCGCUUGAGUGGGUGCAGAAGAACAUUGCCAACUUUGGUGGCGACCCGAACAAGGUGACCAUCGCCGGCGAAUCCUUCGGCUCUGCACAGGUGUACCACGCCGUCAACAGCCCGUUGGCGAAGGGCCUCUUCCGCGGCAUGAUCGCCGAGAGCGGGAUUCGAUACCCCUACGACCCGCUGCUUGCCGCCCUCGCAACCUCGUACCGAACCAUGGACUACGGCAUCGAAACCGGUCUCAACUACACCAGUUUCCACAACGUCAGCAGCAUUGCCGAGCUGCGCACCCUCAGCAUGGAAGAGCUCUUGGUGGGCAGCGACGACAGAGACUACUCCAUCAGCAACCUGACCGCCCUCUGGACGUCGAACCCACCGCUGUUCAAAUCCACUCUGGACGACUACGUCAUCCCGAUGAAGUACAUCGACGAGCUCAUCCAGGGCCCCGCCAACGACGUCGUCAUGAUGACUGGCAACAACCGCGACGAGAGCGGCGCCUCGACGACGACCAACUUCACGCUCGACGAGUUCGAGCGGUACAACACGGCGUGGUACGGCAACCUGUCGUCCGAGUUCUUCAAGCUGUACCCCGCCUCCAACUCCAGCGAGGGCAACGCCCAGUGGAACCAGGCGGCGUGCGAUCUUUCGCUCGUCUCGUCGUACCUCUACGCCAACGGCUGGAUCAAGUCGGGCGCAAGCAGCCCGUUCUACACCUACUACUGGGACCACGCGCGGCCGGGCACCACGUCGGGCGCCGCGCACAUGACCGAGAUCAACUACGUGUUGAGGAACCUGUACGCCACGGACCUGCCGUGGACGGCGUAUGACCACUACGUGGCGGAUGUCCUGUCGUCGUACUGGGCAAAUUUCGUCAAGACGGGGAACCCGAACUUGGGCGGGUCGUUCACGAACGGGACGCUGGCCACGUGGAGUGCGAAUCAGCAAGGCAACGAGACUGUCAUGCAUCUCGGAGAAGGCUUUGGGUCGGUAGCGAUUGCGACGCCGGAGAAGGUGGAUCUCUUGACGAGGUGGAUGCAUGGCCUGACGCCGUACUAG